UCACGGUGCGGAAUAGAACGCGUGCGCGAUCGGACCAGUUGGCUUGGACUUUCGGAAAACCGGUUUUUCGAACGCAUCACCCUGCUCGACGAGCGUACGUUGACAAUAACAAUAAUGAGUAAUGCUGUCGAUCGUUCGUCCCAGUCCCAGUCCCAGCAGACGACGAUGCCACGGUUGGACGCAGUCCAACGGAAUGGCGACGGGGGCGCUGACGUCGGCAGGGGUCACCUGAACCAGGCAUUCGCUCUGACAGACGUCGAAAGCGCCGGCAAACCGAUCCGAUCGGAUGCCGAUCAAACGGCGCACGACCACGAAGCUGACGGUGGUGGCGGCAGUGGACAUGGAAUCGACAGCGGUCAUCCGACGUCCUAUCUGGAGACGAUAAUGCACAUUUUCAAGGGUAAUGUAGGACCGGGGCUGUACGCCAUGGGACAGGCUUUCCUGAAUGGCGGAAUCAUAGCGGCGCCUAUUUUGACGGUUUUACUGGGAAUUAUCUGCGUCCACAGUCAGCAUCUGCUGCUCGUCUGUGCCAAGAGGAUGAAAUCUAAGCUUCCGAAUUCGAAUGCACUACCGGACUUCGCGGAAACGGUUGAGCUUUGCUUCAUACACGGGCCGACUCGAUUCCGACGCUGGGCCCGAACGAUGCGAUUUUCGGUAAACGUUUUUAUUUGCGUCACCCAACUGGGAUUCUGUACCGUUUAUUUUGGAUUCAUCAGCAACAAUCUGAAGCACAUUUACGACUUCUACGGCAUCCACCUGGACGUUCGGAUGCACAUGCUCAUCAUCCUAGUGCCGAUUCUGCUUCCCUCGUUGAUUCGUAAUCUCAAAUAUCUGGCCUGGUGCAUGACACUGGCUAAUGCAUGCAUGAUCCUCGGAAUCUGCAUUACCGCCUAUUACGCCGUGCAGGAUUUACCAUCAAUCAGCGAGCGACAAUACUUCAGCAGCUGGCGCCAGCUGCCACUGUACUUCGGAACGGCUAUCUUUGCGUUCGAGGGCAUUGCACUGGUGCUACCGCUGCACAAUGCCAUGAAAAAUCCAGGCGAUUUUGGCCGACCACUGGGCGUGCUGAAUGUCGGGAUGGCCGCGGUAACGAUCAUCUUCGCCGCGCUCGGCUUCGUCGGCUAUCUCAAGUGGGGCGACGACGUGAAGAGUAGUCUGACGUUGAACCUGCCCAAGGAGGAGAUCCUAGCGCAGUCGGUAAAAGUGAUGGUUUCGUUGGGUAUACUGCUAGGCUACGCGCUUCAGUUCUUCAUAGCGAUACAGAUUAUGUUGCCGUCGGUGUUGAGGCGAGUUCGGUUGGGAAAGCGCUAUCCAGUGCUGGUGGAGUUGGGGUUCCGAACGGUGAUGGUCCUGGUGACAUUUGCCAUCGCCGAGAGCAUCCUUAACGUGGGAGCCCUGAUUUCACUGAUCGGAGCACUUUGUUCGACAGCGCUGGCGUUGGUUUUUCCGCCGGUUUUGCAGCUGAUUCUCGGCAUGGCAGAACAGGAAUGUCAACCCGGUCUUAGCAGUAGUGGGAGCCGAAUUGGAUGGUUUGUGUGGAGCAAGAAUCUACUGAUACUGGUGCUGGCCCUGUUCAUUUUUGUGACAGGCACCGUGGAAAGUUUGGAUGAAAUACGACAUCUACACUGAUUGUGUGAUAUUAAU
Molecule: messenger RNA, 1644 nt
Organism: Sabethes cyaneus
Lineage: Eukaryota; Metazoa; Arthropoda; Insecta; Diptera; Culicidae
Product: proton-coupled amino acid transporter-like protein pathetic
Exons: 5
Coding region: 115-1629 (504 amino acids)
Biological process (GO): amino acid transmembrane transport
Cellular component (GO): vacuolar membrane
Molecular function (GO): amino acid transmembrane transporter activity
Source: RefSeq, a predicted model, not a curated record